Messenger RNA from Zygosaccharomyces rouxii, 417 nucleotides. RefSeq names its product Pga2p (gene PGA2). Bases 1 to 417 code for a protein of 138 amino acids. The record is from RefSeq and is a predicted model, not a curated record. NCBI's taxonomy places the organism in Eukaryota, Fungi, Ascomycota, Saccharomycetes, Saccharomycetales, Saccharomycetaceae. The transcript has a single exon. Gene Ontology annotation, biological process: protein transport.
AUGUCAGAUGCUGCUAUGAACGUUACUAGUAGCCCUAGUAUUUGGAAUACGUUAUACGAAAGGACGAAGACAAACCUAGCGGAAACUAUUGGUGAUUUGGACGUUAAGAAGGGAUUGAGAUUAGUGAUAAUUGUUGGUGGUUAUAUCCUCAUCAGAGGUAUUGCACAGAGAGAAUUGGCAAAAAGAAAGUUGGAUAAUGACGUGCGUAGGAGCGAGCAAGAGAAUGCUGCUAAGAUGCAAGAGAAGUUGGUCGAUCAACCUGGUAGUACAGCUGCGAUGCCGUUCGGUUGGGGCAAUAAGACAAGAAGAAGAAGAAAGCAACAGGAAGAAGCAUUCGCUGAUAUUGUUGAACGUGUUAAUCAGAAGAAAAAUAGCGGCGAUGAUGUUGAAGACAUCGAAGAUUUACUAGAGGAUUGA